AUGGGUGAUAGAAGAAGGCGUAGCAGGGCAUUGGAGAUGGCACAAUACCAAGCAAGGCUUGACAUUGAGGAUUCAAAACUGAUUAAUGCCGAAGCUGAACUUGUAAACUCGUUUAUGCAAUAUGAGCACCAUGGCGAAUCUAGCCAUCGUGGUUCUGUCACGGGACGUUCAUUCGUGCAGCGUGAUAGAGAAGAGUGUCAUGACCAAAUGAUGAAAGAUUAUUUCAUUGAGUGGCCGAGAUUUCCUGCUCAUGAUUUUCAGAGGCAGUUUCGGAUGAGGAGAGAGCUUUUUGAAGGCAUCUUGAACGCAGUUGUCAAUCAUGACCACUACUUUGCAAGGAAGAUAGAUGUCGUAGGCCGACAAAGUCUAUCACCUCAUCAAAAGCUCACAUCUGCAUUUCGAAUGCUAGCUAAUGGGUGCUCUGCUGACUCAACUAACGAAUAUUGCCGACUUGCGGAGAGUACUGCUAUUGAGAACCUGAAGCGCUUCUGUCAAGCAAUUCAAGCCAUUUAUGGCGCCACAUACCUCCGCAAGCCAACUCGUGAAGACUUGAAAAGGCUUCUACGUAAGGCAGACAAAAGAGGCUUCCCUAGCAUGAUAGGAAGUCUUGAUUGUAUGCAUUGGGAGUUGGGCUAG
Messenger RNA from Malus domestica (apple), 636 nucleotides. RefSeq lists its product as uncharacterized. The record is from RefSeq and is a predicted model, not a curated record. Lineage: Eukaryota; Viridiplantae; Streptophyta; Magnoliopsida; Rosales; Rosaceae.